Messenger RNA from Chlorella variabilis, 756 nucleotides. RefSeq lists its product as hypothetical. Gene Ontology annotation, molecular function: 2-methoxy-6-polyprenyl-1,4-benzoquinol methyltransferase activity. Gene Ontology annotation, biological process: ubiquinone biosynthetic process. The transcript has 2 exons. Lineage: Eukaryota; Viridiplantae; Chlorophyta; Trebouxiophyceae; Chlorellales; Chlorellaceae. The record is from RefSeq and is a predicted model, not a curated record. The annotation marks the transcript as partial.
ACAGUGAGCGCGCGCGAGGCGGCCAAGUUUGCUGCGCUGGCGGGCGAGUGGUGGGACCCUGCGGGACCCUUUGCGCCGCUGCACGCCAUGAACCCCGUGCGCUGCCGCUUCCUGCGCUCCGCCCUGUGCGUCGCGUUUGGGCGAGACACGGCCCAGCCGCGCCCGCUGGCGGGGCUGCGCCUGCUGGACAUCGGAUGCGGCGGCGGGCUGCUGGCGGAGUCGCUGGCGCGCAUGGGGGCGCACGUGACGGGCAUCGACGUGAACGAGGGCGGCAUCGCCACCGCCCAGGCCCACGCGGCGCUGGACCCAGACCUGGCAGGCUGCCUGCACUACCGCACCGCCUCGGCGGAGCAGCUGGUGGCGGCGGGGGAGUGCUUUGACGCAGUGGUUGCCAGCGAGGUGAUUGAGCACGUGGCCUCGGUGCCCGCCUUCUGCGCGGCGCUGGCGGCACUGACGCGCCCCGGCGGCGGCGUGGCGCUCUCCACCCUGAACCGCACGCCCCGAUCCUACCUGGCCGCCGUGCUGGUUGCCGAGCACGUGCUGCGCUGGGUGCCGCCAGGCACGCACGAGUGGGAGCGCUUUGUGACGCCCCAGGAGCUGGCCAUGCAGAUGGAGGAGAGCGGCGGCGGCGGCGGCGGCGCCCCGCUGCGCCUGCGCCUGCUGGCGGGCAUGGAGUACGACCCGCUGAGCGGGCGGUGGGACCUGGGGCGCGACACCGCCGUCAACUACAUCGCAUUCUUCGACAAGCCGGCGGCG